AUGUCGAUGACUAUUUUACCUUUAGAGUUAAUUGACAAAUGCGUUGGAUCAAAUUUAUGGGUGAUUAUGAAGGGUGAGAGAGAAUUCGUGGGCACUUUGGUUGGCUUUGAUGAUUAUGUGAACAUUGUCUUGAGAGACGUUACCGAACAUGACACGAUUCAUGGUACAACAGAAAAGCACUCGGAAAUGCUUCUAAACGGAAAUGGGAUGUGCAUGUUGAUACCGGGAGGCAAACCCGAAUAA
Molecule: messenger RNA, 243 nt
Organism: Schizosaccharomyces osmophilus
Lineage: Eukaryota; Fungi; Ascomycota; Schizosaccharomycetes; Schizosaccharomycetales; Schizosaccharomycetaceae
Gene: lsm5
Product: Lsm2-8 complex subunit Lsm5
Exons: 4
Coding region: 1-243 (80 amino acids)
Biological process (GO): mRNA splicing, via spliceosome
Cellular component (GO): U6 snRNP; U4/U6 x U5 tri-snRNP complex; Lsm1-7-Pat1 complex
Molecular function (GO): RNA binding
Source: RefSeq, a predicted model, not a curated record